Molecule: messenger RNA, 2235 nt
Organism: Pocillopora meandrina
Lineage: Eukaryota; Metazoa; Cnidaria; Anthozoa; Scleractinia; Pocilloporidae
Source: the annotation of a GenBank genome assembly
AUGGCGACUAGUAGCGAUAGCGUUGAACUCGAAUUUUGGCACAAAAAUAUAACAAAAAUACCCAAAGUUACAAACUCUUUUGUUGAGGAUUUUGCUGAGAAGAACCUACCGAUCAAAGCCACUGUAACAAGAGGAUAUAAAUUCUUUCACGAAGAAUAUAUUCACGAUAUUGAAGGUGAGCCUCGUUGACCUCGUGGUAGCUUUCUUUGUUUGACUGUCUUUCCAAUAUUUUGUUUCUGUGCUCAGUGUUUUGAGUUUUAACUCUUUUUUCUCGGUUUUUAACAGUAAAACUUUGCAAGGAAGAGGAUUCAGGAGUAGUGGCUCGGGCUAAAUGCUUCAGAAGUAUGAAAAAGAACGAAGAUCCUCACAAGUUGUCUGUUGUGUUCGAGAGCUCCUCUAUUGAGGCUAGCAUCAACAAGUAUAUGUGUAGUUGUGCUGCUGGACAAGGUCUUUGCCAUCAUGUUCUUGGAUUGCUCUAUACUCUUGCCCAUUUCCAGCUAUUAGGCUUAAAAAGUGUCCCGCCAAUGGUUUCUAAAACAUCAAAGGCACAGGUAAAAUUUAAUAAUAAUAAUAAUAGAUUUGAUGAUAAACAAUAAGAAAAAAACAGUCAUUAAUGUAUAGAGAUUUGACUGUAUCUUACCAAUAUUUUUCCUUAAAAACUCCUUUUAAUCACACUGCUGUUUUUAAACAUAACACAAUAAGCAAUUUUGAAUUCAUAUAGUAUAUUUGUAUAUUAUUUUUUUUUUGCAGAGAUGGCAUAUCCCCAGUCGUAAAGAGGGCAUUAAAGCAAGGCCAGUGACAGAUUUGAUUAUACAAAAGUCAAAGCCAAAAGAUAAAUUGCAUGAACCUAAAAAAGAAGAAAAGGUGUGUGGUGUGGCAAGCACGAUCUACAAACCCUUCCAGCAAUCAUUAAGUAGCCUUGACUUGACUAGUGUGCUGUCGCCACAGUUUGAAAAUCUCAACAAUCAACCUGGAUUUAUGAGAAUAUGGGAAGAUGAACAAAGUGAGCCUCCAAUUUUAGUAGACUCGGCCUUUGGAAAGGUGCCAAAAGGCUGUGUCAUAAGCUAUCAACAGCCAUUGAAAGUUAAGAGCAAUAUUAACAUACAGCUACCUGCAUUCAACUUUCCAUCUUUAAGCUAUCCAGAUACAGUGCUCAAUGAAAAACAAGACCUUUUCUUCAGCUCCCUUGCAAUAUCAGGUCAACAGUCUAUUGACUUUGAAAUGGAGACAAGGGAACAGUCAACUACAACAGCAUGGCAUGAACUAAGGAAGUUUAGGCUUACAGCUUCAAAUUUCAAAGAUAUAUGCUCAAGAAGAAAAGACCAUGAAAUCCUUUCUACGCGUUUACUAAAGGGAAAAGUAAUCCAAACUGCAGCCAUGAAAUAUGGGAUACAAAAUGAGGGGGUAGCUGCUGAUAUGUACAAAACACAGUUUGGCAGAGACACUCACCUAGUAGGUUUUCUUAUAAACCCAUGUCUCCCACACCCUAGGCUGUAGCCCAGACAGAAGAGUGUUUGACGACACUGAACAACAUCCAUGGGGCCUGAUAGAAAUAAAGUGCUCUCCAGCAAGUCAUCUGGAUAACCUUCAGUAUUUAAAGUUUAAUGAACGAAAUGGGUCAUAUUCAUUGAAGAAGACACACAAGUAUUAUUAUCAAGUUAUGGGAUGCCUUGGUUUAACAGGAAGUCAGUGGUGCGAUUUCUUUGUUUACUGCAAGGACGAAUUUCACUGUGAACGAGUAUAUUUUGAUGAACUUCUCUUUUCUGAAAUGCUGGACAAACUGAAUUUAUUUUUUUUUGAUUAUCACCUGAAUACAUGUGUUCAAUAAUUUAUUGUAUGUCUCUUAUACAAAAUAACUUCGUGCCUAAGUAACAAGCUAAUUGUGUGUGACAAAGUUUGGUGGGAAGUGGAGUAAAGACAUUUGAAUCAGCAUUCUUAAAAUGUUAAAAUGUAACAAGUCAAACCUAAUUAGACUCAGAACUUGUUCUAGUAAUUAUCAUUACACAGCUGUUUGCAGAAAUUAUUGCCACAACUUUAAAAACAUUGGGUUCAUGAUUGGUAAUUUAAUAGUUUUUGUAUUUUUUCCAAAAAUACAAUACUUAUGAUAAUUCAGUUUCAUUUAAGCCUAUAUGUCUGUAAUAUAUUGUAAGCGCCAUAAUUUUUACAAACAGCUGUACAUAUUUCAUUGUUUAUCAUGCAUUCAAAUACUGUGACUAAGUUGGGUGUAUUUCAAGC